AUGGCUGCUAUAAAAUCUGCUUCCGCUGGGUUGGUAUUGCCACGUCCGGUUACUUUCGUUACUGGAAAUGCGAAAAAGCUUGAAGAAGUUCGCGCUAUUUUGGGACAGUCCAUUCCUUUUCAAUCCCUCAAACUUGACUUGCCUGAGUUGCAAGGAGAGCCUGAAGAUAUCUCCAAAGAAAAAGCCCGUUUGGCUGCUAUUCAGGUUAAAGGACCUGUUUUGGUUGAAGACACUUGUCUCUGUUUCAACGCCUUGAAGGGUCUUCCAGGGCCUUAUAUCAAAUGGUUUCUCCAGAAGAUUGGUCAUGAAGGUCUCAACAAUCUGUUGAUGGCAUAUGAUGAUAAAUCAGCUUAUGCAUUAUGUGUAUUUUCCUUUGCAGUCGGUCCAAACAGCGAACCUAUCACAUUUUCAGGAAAAACACUGGGGAAGAUUGUUCCUGCAAGAGGACCCAAUGAUUUUGGAUGGGAUCCCAUUUUUCAACCUGAUGGCUAUGAUGAAACUUAUGCAGAGAUGUCCAAAGAAGAAAAGAACAAAAUUUCUCAUCGCUCCAAAUCUCUUACACUGGUGAAAUCACAUUUUGCUGAAGCUGGAUACACCUUUCAGAUCUAA
Vicia faba (fava bean) is the source of this 609-nucleotide messenger RNA. The record is from the annotation of a GenBank genome assembly. Lineage: Eukaryota; Viridiplantae; Streptophyta; Magnoliopsida; Fabales; Fabaceae.